This is a messenger RNA of Solenopsis invicta (red fire ant), 1275 nucleotides long. RefSeq lists its product as uncharacterized. The coding region runs from base 1 to 1275 and encodes 424 amino acids. Gene Ontology annotation, molecular function: zinc ion binding; nucleic acid binding. The transcript has a single exon. Lineage: Eukaryota; Metazoa; Arthropoda; Insecta; Hymenoptera; Formicidae. The record is from RefSeq and is a predicted model, not a curated record.
AUGUCAGAGAGUGAUCUUGUCGGAGCCGACGAGUAUAGUGUUGAUGCGGCGCGCGAUGAAAACAAAAAUAAGGGACUAAGGAAAAGGAUAUCUCUUACAAAUGUGUCUCUCGCCCCGAAUUUGACGAACGUAAGCGCGUCUCAAAUCCUCGCUUUACGUCAAACUGUAAAUAGAUACAGUGACGAGUUGGCUAAGAUUCUACUAAGUAGCGAGGAAUCUUUAAAGAGACGGAGGCAGAUCGAGUCCGCUUUUUGCGUCUGCAGGGACGCAUUUCUCGAACUUUCAUCGGCCUAUUUAAAUGCUUUAGAACACAAAGCGUCCCCUCCUCCGCUAUCGGAGGAUCUUAAAAGCCAUAUAAAUAAGGCAUCUGACGCUUUCAACUCCUUGCGGACGCGAAUCGAUCUGGCUGGCUCGGUGGACGGAGCUACCUGCGUUCCGAGCACGUCUACAAAUAUAAGCGCGAAAACCUACGCGUCCGCUUGUUCCGCACCGGUGAUCCGCGUGUCCCGUGGUCCGGUACUGGACAUUCCAAAGACGACAAAUUUUAUUGUUACUCCCUCCGAUGAGUCGGGCUUUGCGACCUCCCGCGAAACUAGAAACGCCCUGGAAAAAACUCUUAAGCCUUCCGAGUACGACUUAAAGGUAUGUAAAAUAUCAUCAGUUAGGAAGAACGGUAUUCGUAUCGAGGCCCAUUCUGUGGAUCUGGCUAAACUGAGGAAGUCGCAGGUGCUGGACAGGGCUGGUCUCAGGCUAGAGCAGGAAGCUAAAAUAAAUCCCAGGUUAAUAGUACACGGUAUUCCCUGCGCUAUGAAGAGUGAAGAUCUCAAGAAGGAGAUUUCUUUAAAUUUGAAGAACGUUGAAUCGCCGGACAUUAGGGUAAUUUAUAUUUUCCCACCCAAGGAUAAUCGCAGAUCCACGAGUUGCAUCAUAGAAGUAUCACCCGAAAUCCAUGUCCAGCUGCUCAAGGAUGAGCUCAUUUUUGUAAAUUACUCUGUUUGCAAGGUCGCUGAUUAUGUGAAGGUUCUGCAGUGUUUUAAAUGCUUGGCUUUCGGUCAUUUCGCUAGACAUUGCAAGUUUCCACCCCUUUGUGGCCAUUGUGCGGACGGACACAAAUCCAGAGAUUGUGCCUCGAGGGCAAGAAAUCCAAUGUGUGGCAACUGUAAGAGAUGGCUUCCUCACGAGAAGCGAUCUCACUCAGCGUUGGAUUGCAAGAACUGCCCUAUCCUGCGGAAAAGGGUCUCCGACCGUAUCAAGAUCAUUGACUAUGGACUGUGA